AUGGAUGGGAACCCCUCAAUCUUGGGCUCCCAUGGGAUUCUGGUACCUGGGGAUCUUCUAAUGGGAGCAGUGAUUCCCAUUCACACUGACAGGAUUUUCCCCUUGGCCACCUAUAAAGAGAAACCAACCCCAGAUAUCUGCAAAAGGUUCCGCCUUGACUUCUAUCAGCAGUUCCAGACCUUCAGAGAGUUAGGGAGGAACAUUAUGGAUGAUAACUGGUCUGAACCAAGUGAUACCAAAUUACUGCUGCCAGGUACAUCCUCCUCUUACUGCUGUCAUCGGUCACUCAACAUCCACAUUCUCUAUCCUCGUGGCUCAUAUCAUGGGAUUGUACAGAUUUCCACAGAUGCCAUUGAGUGCUGGAAGUGCCCCUGGGACAUGUGGCCCAACAGUAAAAGAGACAGAUGCUUUCUAAAACCCACUGAGUUUCUUUCCUAUGAGGAUUACUUGGGCAUCACCCUGGCAACAAUCAGUACUUUCUCCUCUAUGGUCCCAAUUUCUGUCUUUCGACUUUUCAUUCAGUAUAAAUCCACCCCAAUUGUGAGAGCCAAUAACUAUUCAUUCAAUAUUGAAGCCAAACCAGGAAUCAUUGUUGUAGAAUGCAAUGAAAACUCUCAGUUUGCCUUCUGGUUGACACCCUAUUUCUACAGAACGUUCCUGCACCUCACCCUUACAUGCCUUACCCCUGCCUACUAUAUGGAUGGGAACCCCUCAAUCUUGGGCUCCCAUGGGAUUCUGGUACCUGGGGAUCUUCUAAUGGGAGCAGUGAUUCCCAUUCACACUGACAGGAUUUUCCCCUUGGCCACCUAUAAAGAGAAACCAACCCCAGAUAUCUGCAAAAGGUUCCGCCUUGACUUCUAUCAGCAGUUCCAGACCUUCAGGUUUGCGGUGGAAGAGAUCAACAGAAACCCUGAACUCCUACCCAACAGUACCCUGGGUUUCUAUGUCUAUGACUCCUGUGCUGUUCUCCAAAGAGAGUUAGGGGGAACAUUAUGGAUGAUAACUGGUCUGAACCAAGUGAUACCAAAUUACUGCUGCCAGGUACAUCCUCCUCUUACUGCUGUCAUCGGUCACUCAACAUCCACAUUCUCUAUCCUCGUGGCUCAUAUCAUGGGAUUGUACAGAUUUCCACAGAUUAGCUACUAUUCUACCAGCUCUCUCUUGAGUGACAAGAGACAGUUCCCUUCCUUCUUUAGAACCGUCCCAAGUGAUGACUUUCAGGCCAGGGGACUGGCACAAAUGGUGCUGCAUUUUAAAUGGAAAUGGGUGGGGCUUAUAGCUUCUAAUGAUGAUUAUGGCACCGAAGUGAUAGAGGUCAUCAGACAGGAGGUCGUGAAAGAAGGAGCUUGUGUGGCCUACACCGUGUAUAUUUCAGACAACCUACUUAAUCAAAAUCUACCAAACAUUGUUAAAACAAUAAAGAAUUCAAGUGCUAAUGUCCUAAUUGUCUUCUCAGUUGACUUCUACUUAUUUCCCCUUCUGGAUGAGAUGCUGAAACAAAAUGUAACUGGAAAAACGUUUGUUGCCAGUGAGGCUUGGUCCAUUUCAAACCUUUUAGCAGUGAAUAAAUAUGUCUCCUUACUGUCUGGGACUAUAGGCUUUGCCUUUUUCAGCUCUGAAAUCAAAGGUCUUCAAGAGUUCCUCAACUCAGUGACUAUCUACAAUACCCCAGGGAUAUACUGGGCAAAAGAGUUAUGGGAAGAAGUUUUUGGGUGCACAUUUGCUGACCAGAAGAACCUCACCGUUACACUGAACAUGAAAAAACAAUGUACAGGAGAAGAACAUCUAAGUUCUGUGCAGAACAUCUAUAAUGAUGUGUCCAGAUUAAGAGCCUCCUACAAUAUCUAUACUGCGGUGUAUGUGAUAGCAACAGCUCUGCAUGACCUCAGGCAAUGCCAGUCCUUGGGUGGAGCCUUGGUUGUAAACAAUUGUUUCGAUAUAGGAUAUUUCAAACCAUGGCAGCUGAUGAGUUAUUUUAGGAAAGUCCGAGUAACACUGAACAACGCUCAAGAAGUUUUCUUUGAUAAGGAUGGAAACCCACCAGCUAUUUAUGAUAUAGUCAACUGGCAGUUGGGAUCGGAUGGAACCAUCAAGCAAGUGAAAGUGGGAAGCUACGACACUACAAAUUCUUCUGGGGACAUAUUCAGCAUCAAUACCACGUUGAUAUGGUGGGCUACAGGGAAUCAGGGGGUUCCAAAUUCUGUUUGCAGUCAGAGUUGUCCAGAGGGGUUCAAACAAUCCUUAAAAGAAGGAGAGCCAGUGUGCUGCUUUCAGUGUAGCCCCUGUGCUCAAGGCGAGAUCUCCAAUCAGACAAAUGCCAUUGAGUGCUGGAAGUGCCCCUGGGACAUGUGGCCCAACAGUAAAAGAGACAGAUGCUUUCUAAAACCCACUGAGUUUCUUUCCUAUGAGGAUUACUUGGGCAUCACCCUGGCAACAAUCAGUACUUUCUCCUCUAUGGUCCCAAUUUCUGUCUUUCGACUUUUCAUUCAGUAUAAAUCCACCCCAAUUGUGAGAGCCAAUAACUAUUCAGUGAGUUGUAUUCUCUUAGUAUCUCUGUCUUUCUGCUUCCUCUGUGCUUUGGCUUUCAUUGGUUACCCCCAACCUGAGAAGUGCCUUCUGCGCCAGGCGGCAUUUGGCCUUGUCUUUACCCUCUGUGUAUCCUGCAUUUUAGCCAAAACUGUUAUUGUUGUUUUUGCCUUCAUGGCCACUAAACCCGGGAGCAGCCUCAAAAAAUGGACAACUCCCCGUGUGCCCUACAUGAUCAUUACCAUCUGCACCUUCAUACAACUCACUUUGUGUCUGUUUUGGUUGACCAUCUCCCCUCCUUUCCUCCAGUUCAAUAUUGAAGCCAAACCAGGAAUCAUUGUUGUAGAAUGCAAUGAAAACUCUCAGUUUGCCUUCUGGUGCAUGCUGGGAUAUCUUGGAAUUUUAGCCUCUGUCAGUUUCACUGUAGCUUUCCUGGCCAGGAGGCUCCCAGACAACUUCAAUGAGGCCAAACUAAUAACAUUCAGCAUGUUGGCCUUCCUCAGUGUGUGGGUGUACUUUAUCCCAGCCUCUCUCAGUGCCCAGGGCAAGUAUACUGUUGCCAUGGAGAUCUUUGCCAUUCUGACUUCCAGUUGGGCCCUUGUGUUCUGCAUGUUCCUCCCCAAAUGUUUCAUCAUAUUGUUCAGACCCGACAUGAACUCUAGAGACAACUUCAUGAGGAAGGAGGGAGGAGGGAAAUAA
Messenger RNA from Xenopus tropicalis (tropical clawed frog), 3225 nucleotides. Its product is annotated as extracellular calcium-sensing receptor. NCBI's taxonomy places the organism in Eukaryota, Metazoa, Chordata, Amphibia, Anura, Pipidae. The record is from RefSeq and is a predicted model, not a curated record. The transcript is spliced from 11 exons. Gene Ontology annotation, biological process: G protein-coupled receptor signaling pathway. Bases 1 to 3225 code for a protein of 1074 amino acids. Gene Ontology annotation, molecular function: G protein-coupled receptor activity. Gene Ontology annotation, cellular component: membrane; cell periphery; plasma membrane.